Molecule: messenger RNA, 2492 nt
Organism: Saccostrea cuccullata (small rock oyster)
Lineage: Eukaryota; Metazoa; Mollusca; Bivalvia; Ostreida; Ostreidae
Product: mesenchyme-specific cell surface glycoprotein-like
Exons: 13
Coding region: 585-2381 (598 amino acids)
Source: RefSeq, a predicted model, not a curated record
UCAAUUUACAUUCAACUAUCUUUGAGGUAGAGCAAUGAUAACCAUUAAACAUCCAUGUUUUUGAGCUUUGAUUUCUAGCCGCCAGGUUUACUAACUGUUAUUUUACAUGCCCCAAUGCAUACACAACAAAAACAACCCUUAAAAGGUAGAUUUAUGCAAUAAACAAAACAAAAUACACACAUAAGUAAAUUUGCUGCGUGUUCAUAGGACAAAAUUUACUCACUUGAACUAAAAAUUUGCGACAACAUGUAUGCAAAAGUAAAUUUUCACCAUGUCCUGACCAGGUGUAAAUUUUCUCAAAUGUGCAGAAUUUGCAUGUAGGCAAAUCAGUUCAUACGACAAAAAUUGCACAUGUUAGUAAAUUUGAUAUGUGUAAAAUAUACUGAGGUAUGCAAAUCGUGUCGUAUGAAUGGGGUAUUAUGAUAGCCUUUUCAAUAUGUAAUAAUGAUUUACAGUAUACUUCUUGUUGACCAAAACUUCUGAAUGAAUGCUCUACGAUGUAUGCACAAAGUAUCAUAAAAAUCUAGAGCAUAAGUGAAACACGAGCAUGAGGUUAAAUACCAACCGUGUUCUUUAAAUGCAAGAUGGAGUGUGCCUCAAGGAUGUUUUUUAAUGUACAAUAUUUCUUACAAAUGUUAUUAAUUACAUGUAUUCAAGGUGAAAAUAUUCAUCUGAACAAAAUUUCUACAUUAUACAUACCGUUUUCGUACAAUGAAGAGGGGAAACCUAUUUUUUCUUUGGACGGAGGAUCAGCAGAACAAAUGGCUUAUGAUUUCCAGGAUCAGAUUGUGUAUAUUGUCGGGGCAUCCAAAAUAAAUGUUGUUGAUAUUUCCGAAGUAGAAAAUCCACAGAUCCUUUACCAUAAAGUUUUGGGAGAUUUUGAUCCCACUGACGUAGAAUUCUGUGGGGAUCAUGUGUUUGUUGCUUUGGAUAAUAAUCAGGACAGAGAAGCUGGGAGGGUGAUCGUCUUCAAGAAAUAUAACCAGAAGUAUAACACAAUGGAGGCUGUUCUAAAUAUUACAGUUGGACCUCUGCCAGACAUGCUUCUUCCAACCUCAAACUGUAAACAUGUUUUAAUCGCCCUGGAGGCGGAAGCAUUUCCUAAAAACGGUAAAUUGGUUGACCCAGAGGGUGGCGUUGGACUUCUGAAGUUUCACGGUGUUAACAUUACUUCCUCAAGUUAUUACUACAAAAGGCUAAAUUUUCACAAUUUCAAUGAUAGAUGGAAUGACUUGUCAAAAUCUGGUGUACGAUUUGUUUACAAAGAACAAAACAACACGUUUUCGCAAGAUUUAGAACCUGAAUAUAUUACUUUCAGUAAAGAUGAAACAAAAGCUUACGUUUGUCUUCAGGAAAAUAAUGCUAUCGCUGUGGUAGAUUUGGAGACUGAAAAUAUUACAGCAAUUCAUGGACUUGGUUUCAAAAACUGGAGUAAUUCUAAACUUGAUGCUAAUGACAAAGAUAACGAAAUCAUCAUCAGAUCACUUCCGGUGUACGGGAUGUACCAGCCCGACGCUAUCCAUUCGGUAAAAAUGAAUGAUGUUGAAUACAUCAUCACAGCCAAUGAAGGAGACAGCAAGGAUUAUUCUGAAUAUCCACAGAAUAUGACUGGUUUUAGUGAAGAAAUAAGAGUCAAGGAUAUCUCUUUAGCAAAUGAUUCCGAAGUCACAGGGUGGGCAUCUCAAAACAAUGUAGAGAAUGUUUUGAGUGAUGCAAUUUUAGGAAGGCUGCAAAUCACAACAGAAAAUGGACGACUGCCCGAUGGAACCUUUGAUAAAUUGUACACAUUUGGUGGAAGAGGAUUUUCAGUUUGGAGAGCUGAUACAAUGACCAACGUUUAUGAUAGCGGAAGUGACGUAGAAGACACUCACGCAGAAUCAAGACCUGAUCUCUUCAACGCAAAUCCUAAAGCUGAUACAAUUAUUAAGUCCACAAUGGACUCCAGAUCAGAUAACAAAGGUCCUGAGAGUGAGAGUCUUGCAGUUGCCUACGAAGGUAACAAAGUUAUAGUUUUCCUUGGAAACGAGAGACCAGGUUCAAUCAGUAUAUAUUCAUUUACUGGAAAUAUGACCUCACCAAGAUUUGAAAGUGCCUUUUGGGAUAUACCUUCUUCCGAUGAAUCUUGGACAGAAGCCUUUGACCGCAAAACCAUUAGUAGUAUCGAUCCAGAAGAUCUAAAAUACAUUCCACCACAUCAAAGUCCAAGCGGUAGACCUUUGUUAUUGGUGGCUGGUUCUGUUAGUGGCACUCUCUCUAUUUUAGAAGUCAAAGGCUUCAAUAUUGAAAACACAAGCAAUGGGGGAUCUCAGAACUACUUACAAAUGAACUUUGGUGUCCUUCUUCCUUUAUUAGGAGUGUGCAUUCUUGAAAUUAUUAUAUAAUAUAUUUCAAAUAUUUUGAUAAAUUUUUAACUUGUCAUUAUAAGAAUACUACGAUAUUGUUCUUAUUGUCAUUUACUGUAAUUUAGAAAAAUAAAAAAAUAAUAAUCUUUA